ACACUGUCAAGGAGCCACACUUCUGCGCAGGUGUGUGUAGAAACACCGCCAGUGUGGCUUGGGAUGUGGACAUAUGCGCGCGUUUAUUUUAAUCUUCUUGGGUUAUGAUGUGUGCAGUGGGGUGAUGUGGAGCACUUACCAAGGGUGCUGGCGAGGCUGUAGCAGUGUGGAAGCAGCAGAUGCUGAUAGAGGUGGACACCUGCUGCACUCAGCUUGUGUAGGAAGCUGUAGGAGUAUAUGCCAGGCGGGGGUGCAACAGGAAGGGUGCCGGUGUAGGGGUCCUGGGUGGGGGUGGUGGCGACGUCGGAGGGGGAGGUGUCAGAGUGGACAGUGUGAGGGGGACUGUCGGAAUAUGGACAGUGGGGGGCUGCCGCCCCCUUCCUCAGCCGCCACCACCACCACCCAUUCCUUGUGCUGUCCGCCGCCAACACCUUCCUCCACCCCCAACACCACCACCACUACCAUCACCACUACGACCACCACUACCACAACCACCAGUAGCAGGAGCUGCAUGACCACACACUGGCCAAGAUGGAGGAGUGGAGCACCUCCACACCCGUCUCUUCUAACCAUACUUCUCCUCCUCAUCGUCACCUCAGCCAGACUUACAGAGAGCUGCUCGUCACGGUCGACACCGAAGCCAAGGCCACCAUCCCCAACACUGCGUCCGAACAUUACAUUCCAGACCUACGCAUGCCCUCCAGCUUACGCUGCCUGGUACUGUCUUAACGGUGCCACCUGCUUCACUGUCAAGAUAGGAGAGUCUAUCCUCUACAACUGCGAGUGCGCUGAGGGAUUUAUGGGACAGCGGUGUGAGUUUAAGGAUCUGGAUGGCUCUUACCUUCCAGCGAGGGAGAAAGUGUUGCUGGAGACAGCGUCUAUCGCUGGUGGAGCCACUGUGGCUUGUGUCCUGGUCUUCGUUGUCCUCUUCGCCGUCUAUGUCUUCAUGCAGAAAGAUAAAGAUAAGCGGUGUAGAGAGCUGGAUGAUGGAUGCGAAAACGACCGACAGCCAUUCUCAGGCUAUCAAAACCCACGCCCAGAAAUAAUCCGAACCAUAACCAACCCCUAUGCUCGCACUCUUGAGGAGCUGAGCCACGUUGAAGUGCAAACCAACAAACUGGUCAGCGGUGGAGAGAGCGGCAGAGAGAUGACCAUGAGUGGUGACACUUGUGACACCAGCACUGAAACCAAUAUUCACAGUGCUCAGAAUCCUUCAUAGUAAAACAGAUUUUAUUGCCAUGCAUCUUUGUAUGCUAAACCACCAUCUCUUUGCACACUGUUGUAGUAUUACAAGUGACAUUAUUACAGGCCCUUUCUGUUGCAUACUGGCAUCCUUUGAGAAAGUCACAAAAUCGUGGCAGGAACAGUUCACAACUUAUCCACAACAUUGAGAUGAAACUAGAUCGACUGGGUCCAUCCUGGACUGUUAUCUUCAUAAGGAGGGCCCUGCAUAUACAGCACCUUUUUGGUAUUCCACGUUGUCGUUGGUUUCAAAUUAAGCCGUUGUUCCACCCACCAAUGAACAUCACUGGCUGGUGGAAUAUAAUGAGCAGUGGCUCAGUUUAAAGCCAACGAAAAUAUGGAACACCAAAAAGGUGCUGUAUAUGCAGGGCCCUCCUCUACUUGCGACUUAAUAAUGGUCCAGUAUAAACCAAACUGUCUUCUAAAGGUUUAUCUCUGCAUGGGUGAAUUGUGAAUUUGUAUUCUUCUCUUGGUGCUCACUAAGUACUCAGCCAACAUGGAUGUCUGACAUUGUAAGCCUUGGAGGGUUGAGUGAUGGGACCUGAAUGUAUAUGGCUACACUAGCCACUUCAACUAGACAUGAAGGAAAUGUGUACAGUGGACCCCCGGUUAACGAUAUUUUUUCACUCCAGAAGUAUGUUCAGGUGCCAGUACUGGUCGAAUUUGUUCCCAUAAGAAAUAUUGUGAAGUAGAUUAGUCCAUUUCAGACCCCCAAACAUACACAUACAAACGCACUUACAUAAAUAUACUUACAUAAUUGGUCGCAUUCGGAGGUAAUCGUUAUGCGGGGGUCCACUGUAUUUACUUUUGUGUGAAUGCUUCGAGUGGCCAAGUCUUCAAAAUAUGCCUGGUGGUUGAUGUUGAAUGUAACCUAUACUCAUCUCAAGAUGCCUCUUAUGUUGUCUUUUACAUUACCAGAGUAAUAUAUAAUAUUUAGCCUUGACCAUGUAUAUGGUUUGCCUUGUAUGUAUGUGUAUGUAUGAAUGUAUGUAUGCAUAUAAUAUAUAUGUAUACAUAUAUAUUUUUCAUCAAACCAGCCCAUAUCCCACUGAGGCAGGGUGACCUAAAAAGAAAAAUGAAAAUUUUUCUUUUUAAAUUUAAUAAUUUAUUCAGGAGAAGGGGUUACUUGCUCCUGGCAUUUUAGUCGACUCUUACGACACGCAUGGCUUACAUAGGAGGAAUUCUGCUCCAUUUCCCCAUAGAUAUGGCUAGUUUGUUGAAAAAAAAUGUAUAUAUAUAUUAUAUACAUACAGUUUGUCAUGAAAGGUGCUUGUAUGCACACAUGCCCUCCAUAAUACAGGCAUAAGUCACACACAGCUAUCUCAGAUGUCCCGGGUGCCCACAUUUACUCAGUUUAUUCCAAGAUUCAUCCUAGGAGAUAACACUCACCACUUUAGAUUUACCCAUGAGUGUACUUGCAAAUGUCACAACCGUCCAUGUGGUACUUACAUAAUCCAGUCUGUAAGUGAAAUCCAAAGAAUAACAUCAUUAAGUGAUGUAGCUUUUUUCAUACUUGUUUCUUCCAAGUAAAGGUGCACGGUUUAUUUUCAUAGAUGUAUUCCCAUUUAUUUUCAUGCUGUGCUAGGAUACAGUCAAGCAUCAAAAGUUCAGACUGAUAUAUCAGGAAUUUAGAAAGCUUGUUUUGGUUCUCUGACAUUGAUAUGGUGGCGUUUACUUUGUACUGUACUGUUUUGUCUUGAAAAUUAUCGCUGGAAAUUUUCCCUUAGCUGUUUGACAAGUGGUUAGGCAGGAUGAUCACAAGUUGAGAACAUCUCAGGCCCAGAUCGAUCUGAACUUUUGGUGCCUGACUGUACUGUAUUACUGUACAUUCCCAGCUUAACAGUUUCCCUUGUGUAAAGGGUCUGGCAGGCAGGUAGCUACCUAUUCCAGACAAUUCCAUUUAGGUCCGUUCCAGUGCCGUUGACUUCUUAUUUAAUGGUUGAUACUCAAACUAUUAUACCUUGUGCAACAUGAUUUCGAACCACGUAACGGGUGGGGGUUUGAAGCAGUGGUGAGCUAGUUGUAAAAUUCUAGACCAGUGCAUAAACCACAAUAAGACUGGUCCAACUAGAUGGAUAAAUCUUCUUGUAGUCAGCUGGCCCAGUGGCUUACUGGUCGGGAGUUUUACAACUCUCUUACCAUGGGUUCAGAUCCCACCUGUUCUGUGGUUUGUUUUCAAUCGCAUUAUUAAGAUUUCAUCAAUCAUCAUUUCAGUGCUGAUUGCAUCAUUUUUUUUGACACUAUGUACCAAGAUCUGCAAUAAUUGGCCAGUGAACAUUAAUGUAAGAGUUGAUGGCACCCAUUUAUGGUCCCUAGUGCUGGCUUUUCUGUUCUCACUACAGGUUGUUUCAGGUACCUUUCAGGUCCAUUCAAAAUUGUUGAUUUUAUUGUUCUUUCUUGGUUGCAUGUACAGCCAGCAUAUCUUAGGCCCAGAACUCUAUUGAUACCCCUUCAACACAAGGCAUUGUCAAAGGUUUUAUUAUUAAUUAUUAAUUAUUAUUAUAUGUUUAGCACUGCCAGCCUGCAAGCAUGUUACAUCAUUGCUUUGCACUAUCCUGGUACAGGAUAGAUAAUUUUGUACAUAAUGUAAAGAAGCAAAAUAAAACUGAUAGAUAAAGUUACCAGUGAUACUGAUGCAAGCCAGUAAGAAGUAUAAGAUGUGUACUUUUGGCUUUGUGAUUAGAUAGCAAAGUGCCGCCCUAACCUACUGUCCUCGUAUUUUUUUUUCAUUGUGGUGGCCUCUGGUAGCCUUGUCUGGAGGGGCUAUAUACUGCUUAGCUUGUAACAUUUGUACAUAAAACUAGAAAAUUAUUAGCUUACUGCUGAUGAGCUUUUUUGUGUAAGAUUUCUCUAUUUGUAAUGUUUUGAUUAUUCAUGAUAUAGUAUUGAUUAUUUCAAAAACAAUAAGAUUAAGGUGAUAAUUCACAACGUGUAUGAGUGGCUUUGAGUACUGCUACUGCAAUAUACCUCGCAGGUUGUUCUGGGUAUAAAGGUUAUAUUUUACUAAUUAUUUCUCUGCUUUGUCGAGGAAAUACUUUUCUGUAAUUGUAUAUUUUUCUCUUAAAACAAGUGCAACUCAUGUUCAGUGCUUGUAACCUGUUUUGCUCUUUUUUUUUUUUUUAUUAAUCUAGGGUGUACAAGGGAUGAGUUUUUGAGGCUGUUUUCUUUUAUGCUCGGAGCAAUUUUAUUAGUAGCAGUGCUUAAAGUGACUUGCGGUCUACUUGUCGCACUCACAGGAACUCAAUAUCAAUAUUUCCAACUGUUGGUAACUGUAGUGUGUUUAUGGGCAAAACACACCACUUGUUAUGGUUCCUAUGAUGUAUGUGUAACUGGUUCAUUUUUAGGUCGCGUCCUAUGGCAGCUUAUGCUCGGCAAGUCACAAAGGUCAUUUAUAUAGGAAAGUUGUUCCAAUGAGGAAUAUUGUUCGUUUCCUGUAGCAUAUCCAGUGUUUACCUGCUUGUCAUUUAAUGUAAAACAAGUCUGUAAGCUUAAAAUAUUAUCUUGCCUUUUACCCUGGUCAUAGAUUUUUAAUGGCUUCCAUAUUAAUCCUAGAAGAAUAGUGUUUAUCAUCCAUGUAUCAAAAGAUUAUUGUGUACACUGCAUCCAUAAAAUGUAACUUUUGAGCAGUGUCAUACUCAAAUGUCAGUCCCAGUAAGCACCCCUGCAUAAUUUGCAUCAGUAGAGCUUAUGUUUGUAGCAAACUAGAUAUAGUAAUUUAUAGUAAAAAGACUGAGCCACAAAAUAGUGAUAAUAUUGAGUAAAUGCAUAAGCCAUGUUGAAGGGAAAGGGGCCUCUGGUGUUCGUCUAGCCUCACUACCUCUGAUAUGCCUUGCUAGUCCACAAACUGCAGCUUUAACAUCAUGUAUAGAUACUCAGUUAGGCAAAAACAUGCAGCAGGUGCACUCUAGCUGUCAAAGUACCAAAUUUGUCAUUUGUUCUUAGGGCAGGGAAACACUAUGGAAGCUGUAAUGCAAUUUGAAUCAUAUUUUUAGAUAAAGGUUAAUAUAUUCUUUAAUGCUUCCUUAUGUAUACUUUAAACCCAAAGUUUUAUGUGCUGGAAAUCUCUAAAACCUUAAUAUUUUGAAGUUAAUAGCCAUUUUUUUUUCAAUCCUAUUAUUGAUAUACUGUAGUAUUUAUUAUUUUUUUUUUUUUUUUUUUUUUUUUUGAAAAUCCAACAUGGAUUUUGACCAAUAAUAUAAUGUGCUUGUGGCACAUGAUUUGAAAGAUUAAGAUAAAAGGUUGUAUCUCUUCACCUGUACUACUUAAGCCAUUUUAGAUAAGUACUGUGCUCAGUUCCCACAGUAUUUUAGAUUACUGUUUGUGUCAGUGUAUGUCCAGUGUUAUAAGAAUUCCCACCUGUAGAAACAAGAUCAUAUAUCACUACAGUUUGUCUAAUAAAUGUAUAGCAUUUCAUGCAGAAAAACAAGUAAUGUCCCCAGUGUUGGAAAACUAGUAGCAGAGGUGGACUUCUUGUCUUCUUUAUAACUAAAGAAUUCCACCAAAAGCACACUAGAACCUUAAACACAGGGGGGAGUCCGAUGAAAAAAACUUCAUACCUUUGUUCAGAAAUGUGAAUAUUAUUUCAGUCAACUGAAACUCACUUGCUCUUAACCUCCUUAAUUUACAAAUUGACUUGUAGCUCAGAGGUCAGAGCAUUUGGCACACAACUGACAGGUUAUUAGUCAAGUUCUCUGAGAAACACAAGACGUAAAGGCAAGUUUCGUUAUACAGCCUCGCAAAAAAAUACCUGGAUAAAAUUCAGGUUUUAUGGGUUGCAUCCUAGGGAAAAAAUCAGAGGCAAACAAUAAUAAGAAGACUGAGUACCAUGAGCAUUGCUCUGUUUAUGUAACUACAAAAAGUCAUGAAAUGACCGAGCACAUCUUACUUUUGUUUGACUCCCCCUUUUAAUAAAUGUCUGUGCUUGCUUCUAUAUACCACCAAUAGACUGCUCAGUUGCACUUACGAGUAAUGUUACCAAUACUUAAUACAUUGGUAACGAGUAAUUUAUAUCGAACCACUGAAGUCAAUGUUGAUAGAGUAAUCUAUCUAGUAAGUGAAGUAAUGUAUAACAAUGGCCUUAGAGUAACACCCUUAGUGUCUUACAAGUAACCUUGUACGUUUCUUUUGUUUAUGGUAAAUAACAAAAAAACCUGUGUUUUCAGAUCAAAAAUAUUUAAUUCCAGUUGGUUGCAGCUCGACUAAUCAAAGGGACUUGGAAAUGAAUGAAAGCAGCGGAUUAUCUGUACAGGAAGAUGAUACAAUAUUGUUAUCCAGUGUAUUUUAUUUUAUCAAGUUACUGUCCAUAGAUGAAAUAAAGAAUUUGUUACA
This is a messenger RNA of Cherax quadricarinatus, 6570 nucleotides long. RefSeq lists its product as uncharacterized. Gene Ontology annotation, biological process: epidermal growth factor receptor signaling pathway. Gene Ontology annotation, molecular function: epidermal growth factor receptor binding; receptor ligand activity. Lineage: Eukaryota; Metazoa; Arthropoda; Malacostraca; Decapoda; Parastacidae. The record is from RefSeq and is a predicted model, not a curated record.